AUGGGGUUUGAGGAGGGGUUGAUCGCUUCUGCCAGCGCCAUCAACGAGCUCCGAGAGUCGCUGGAAGAGGAGGGCGUGUCUGAAAUCAAGGUGGCUGGACCCGUGGCCAGCUUCACUGUGACCACAGAGGACGGCACCGCCUACCCUUUCACUGCCACGUUCAAGGAGCAUGGGGCCGCAUCCCUGGCGUGCCCCAGCCGGGCGCCGCGCGGCCUGGCCAAGGCAAACGGCAAGCUGGCGGCCAAGAGCAGCCUGGCCAAGGCGGUGGCAGCCGCCGGGCGCUGCGUAGCGGUGGACCUGGAGUGGGUGUUUGAGGCGGAGGGCGACGGCGGAGGCAGCGAUGAGGAGAUGGCGGAUGCCUCGGAUGGCGGCAGCGGCGACGAGGAGGACAGGGAGGCGGAUGAGAUGCUGCGGGAGUGGUCAAAGCGGCUGGUCAAGGUGGAGCGCGUGGAGCGGGAGAUAGAGGAGAAGGAGGAGUUUACCGACAUUUCGGGGGACCUGGAUGCACUGCAGCAGCGGCAGAUCUUUGACUCUCGCUCCGCCUUCCGACGCCUGGCCAACGAGCUGGAGGAGAUCUUCAAGGCGCAGGAUUUCAACAUGGUGGCAGAGGCGUUUGACGCGCCUGAGGGCCUCUACCGCUGGCAUGUCACCCUGGGGGGCUUCGACCCGGCCUCGCCCCUGGCUCAGGACAUGCAGCAGGCGGGGCGGCGCUUUGGCAGCAGCAGCGUGCAGAUGCACAUCGUGUUCAAGCGCCCGCUCCACCCUUUCUACCCGCCCUCGGUGCAGCUGGUCAGCCCGCGCUUCCAGGGGCCCAUCCUGGGCGCCGUCGCCUCCCACCCGCUAUUUGCCAUCAAGGGGUGGGACCCCACGCUGAGCGCCCGCGACGCCCUGCUCCUGCUCAAGCAGUUCCUGGAGGAGCAUGCGCGCGUGGAUUUUGCCUCGGCUCGCAACGCGGGGCCCUAUGCCUACCUGCCUGUGGAGGGGCUGCUGGCCAAGCUGGAGGCGCUGACGGGGACGGCGGCGGCGGCGCAGAGCCUGAGCCAGUACCAGGAGAUGUACAGGAUGCGCGAGGCGCAGGCAGUGCGGCAGCUGGCCGGCACCGACGCCCAGCAGGCUCCUCAGGCCCAGCAGCAGCAGCAGACAGAGCAGCAGCAGCAGCAGACCCAGCAGCAGCAGCAGCAGCAGCAGCAGCAGCCGGCCAAGAAGCAAAAGUCGGGCGUGGGGGCGGUGGCGUGGAAGGCAGGCACCGGCUUUGGCCACAGGGGAGAGGUCAACGCGCAAGUGUGGGAUGCCCGGCGCUCGGAGGCGGCGGCCCGCGACCGGGAGCUGGCCGACGUGCUGCAGCAGCUGGCUCAGGAGCUGAGCGCCAACCUGUUGCCCAGCGCCAGCGAGCGAGGACCGCGCCCGACUGCAUCGCCGCCGUCUCCACCUCCCUGCCUGGCGCCCUACCUCACGCAGGAGCUGUCGGCGGCCUCCUUCCAGGACAUGGCCCGCCAGGUGCGGGCGGUGACCAAGUUCUACCACACGCUGCUGCAGUGCGUGGAGGCGCUGUGCGAGGACCGCGCCACGUCGGCGCUGCUGACCUGGCACGCCACGCACAGCGCCAGGAGCGUCGCCUCCGCCAUCGCCCAGCUGGAGGCGCAGGUGACUCACUUUGUGCGUGUGUACAAGCAGGCGGCAGCGGCCACCGCGGCGGCGUGCGCGGGCAGCAGCAAGGGCGCCCGCGGCGGCAUCAAGGGGGAGUCUGAGGAGGACAAGCAGGAGGUGGAGCUGGCCAACCACCUGCUGGAGGCGGCGGCCAAGGUGGCGGCCGCGGCGCCCGCCGCCGUGCACGCGGGACGCGGCGGCGCCGCCCCUGGAGCAGCGGCGGCGGGGGAGACGGCAGGAGGAGAGGGAGGGGCGGGGCCGUCGGGACAGGGCGGCGCAGAGGUGUGUGCGGAGGAGGCGUACCGCCUGACCAUGUCGCAGUACCGCGUCCGCAUCUCGACCGGGGUGGCCACCAACCACAGCCACCGAGACCAGGGCAGGGCGGAGUGGAUGCAGCCCAAGCUGCGGGCGAGGCGGGUGGGGCGCGAGCUGGCCUCGUGCGAGAGCGACCUCCCCGUCAGCGCCUCCAGCAGCGUCUUUGUGGUGGCUGACGAGGCCAACUGCAAUCUGUGGAAGGCCAUCAUCACAGGGCCUGAGAACACGCCCUACUGCGGCGGCUGCUUCCUGUUUGACAUCUACUUCCCUCCCGACUACCCGCGAGUGCCCCCUAAGGUCCUCAUCCGCACCACCGGCGGCGGCAGCGUGCGGUUCAACCCCAACCUGUACCAGGAGGGCAAGGUGUGCCUGAGCCUGCUGGGCACGUGGCAGGGCGGGCGCGGCGAGAGCUGGUCCCCAGACUAUUCAACUGUGCUGCAAGUGCUCAUCUCGAUACAGUCCCUCAUCCUGGUGGACGACCCGUAUUACAAUGAACCCGGCUACGAGCAGCGCGCCGACGACAGCAACAGCAACAGAUACUCGGCGGCGCUCAUGCCCAACACUAUCAAGUGGGCCAUGCUGGACCAGCUGCAGCACCCGCCGGAAUACUUCAGGGAGGUGGUGCAGCAGCACUUUAGGCUGCGGGGCGACUUCAUCCUGGCCAACUGCCGCAAGUGGGUGACGUGGUGCAAGGACAAGGGGCAGGCGGCGUAUGCACGCAGCAUAGAGCAGCAGCUGCCGGCGCUGGAGGUGGAGCUGCGCAAGCUGGCGCAGCCGCAGCAGCAGCAGCAGGCGGCGGGGCAGUGA
Molecule: messenger RNA, 2769 nt
Organism: Chlorella variabilis
Lineage: Eukaryota; Viridiplantae; Chlorophyta; Trebouxiophyceae; Chlorellales; Chlorellaceae
Exons: 26
Coding region: 1-2769 (922 amino acids)
Molecular function (GO): ubiquitin conjugating enzyme activity
Source: RefSeq, a predicted model, not a curated record